Sapajus apella (tufted capuchin) is the source of this 5312-nucleotide messenger RNA. RefSeq names its product anoctamin 5 (gene ANO5). Gene Ontology annotation, molecular function: protein dimerization activity; chloride channel activity. Gene Ontology annotation, cellular component: plasma membrane. The record is from RefSeq and is a predicted model, not a curated record. Bases 474 to 3215 code for a protein of 913 amino acids. The transcript has 22 exons. Gene Ontology annotation, biological process: chloride transmembrane transport. Lineage: Eukaryota; Metazoa; Chordata; Mammalia; Primates; Cebidae.
GAAAGAGGCGGGGAAACCGGGAGGGAGCGAAGGAGAAAGGAAAGCUGCCGGAGGGCAGGAGUGGAAAGGACCCUGGCGAGCGCCGGGAGGAGCGGCGGCUGCGAGACUGGCUGCCGGGCAGGCACAGGGACAGGUACCUGGAGAAGUACUGGGAGGGCGCCCAGGAGCGCUACCGGGAGAGGGUGGUGAAGCGCAGGGCCAAGAGCGCGAAGCAGGUCGGGGAGGACCGGGUCGAGGGGAAGUACCCCCUGGAGAAGAAGCCCCACUGUCUGAGGCAUCUAGGGACAGUGGAGACCGAGGAGGAGGAGGAGAAGAAGGCCUGUGGAAGGAAGACCAGCCACUUGGAAGUCCCGCAGCCUCAACUCCGGCGGCCCACAGUCAGAUUCAGUAUCUACCCAACAUCUCCACGCGCGUCUCAGCGGUUCCUCCCCUGCUGCCUCUCGGGCAGCACUGCCAUUAACGAGCUGGCGAAGAUGGGGGACCCGAAUCUCCUCGAAGUGUUGGCGGAGGAAGGGAAAAUAGCCCACAAAGACAUAGACUACUCUUUCCAAAUGAGUGAGCAGAGCCUGAGCAGCAGAGAGACCAGCUUUCUCAUCAACGAAGAAACAAUGCCUGCAAAGCGAUACAAUUUGUUCCUGAGGCGGCGGCUUAUGUUUCAAAGAAAUCAGCAAAGCAAAGAUUCUAUCUUCUUUCGAGAUGGGAUUAGGCAAAUUGACUUUGUGCUUUCCUAUGUUGAUGACAUAAAGAAAGAUUCAGAGUUAAAGGCGGAAAGAAGAAAAGAGUUUGAAAAAAAUCUCAGAAAAACAGGUCUUGAGUUGGAAAUUGAAGACAAAAGGGACUCUGAAGACGGAAGAACUUAUUUUGUCAAGAUCCAUGCCCCUUGGGAGGUAUUAGUUACCUAUGCUGAAGUCUUGGGAAUCAAAAUGCCUAUUAAGGAGAGUGAUAUCCCACGCCCUAAGCACACUCCUAUAAGCUAUGUGCUUGGACCUGUAAGACUCCCACAGAAUGUGAAGUAUCCCCAUCCUGAAUAUUUUACUGCCCAAUUCAGCAGACAUCGGCAGGAGCUGUUCCUCAUUGAAGAUCAAGCAACCUUCUUUCCAUCCUCAUCAAGAAACAGAAUUGUGUACUAUAUUCUCUCAAGAUGUCCUUUCGGCAUAGAAGAUGGGAAGAAAAGGUUUGGGAUUGAAAGACUGCUAACAUCUAACACGUAUUCAUCAGCCUAUCCACUCCACGAUGGCCAAUAUUGGAAGCCAUCAGAACCUCCCAAUCCUGCUAAUGAAAGAUACAUACUUCGCAAGAAUUGGGCUCGAUUUUCCUAUUUCUACAAGGAGCAGCCUUUAGAUUUGAUUAAGAAUUAUUAUGGAGAAAAAAUUGGCAUCUAUUUUGUCUUUCUUGGAUAUUACACAGAAAUGCUGUUCUUUGCAGCUAUAGUUGGAUUAGCUUGUUUUAUUUAUGGUUUAUUAUCAAUGGAACAUAACGCAUGCAGCAUGGAAAUCUGUGACCCUGAGAUUGGUGGUCAGAUGAUCAUGUGCCCACUCUGUGAUCAAGUAUGUGAUUAUUGGAGAUUAAACAGUACGUGUUUAGCCUCGAAGUUCUCCCAUUUGUUUGAUAAUGAGUCAACAGUGUUCUUUGCAAUAUUCAUGGGAAUUUGGGUCACCUUAUUUUUGGAGUUUUGGAAACAACGACAAGCCAGACUGGAAUAUGAGUGGGACCUGGUAGACUUUGAGGAGGAACAGCAGCAGCUCCAGCUGAGACCGGAAUUUGAAGCUAUGUGUAAACACAGGAAAUUGAAUGCAGUGACUAAGGAGAUGGAACCUUACAUGCCUCUAUACACACGUAUUCCAUGGUACUGUUUUUCAGGAGCCACAGUGACAUUAUGGAUGUCUCUUGUCGUCACCAGUAUGGUAGCUGUAAUUGUGUACCGCCUGUCAGUCUUUGCCACAUUUGCUAGUUUCAUGGAAAGUGAUGCAUCCUUAAAGCAGGUCAAAAGCUUCCUUACUCCUCAGAUAGCUACAUCACUCACAGGAUCGUGCUUGAACUUUAUAGUCAUCUUGAUCCUGAAUUUCUUUUAUGAAAGGAUAUCUGCCUGGAUUACAAAAAUGGAAAUUCCUCGAACUUACCAGGAGUAUGAGAGCAGUCUAACCUUGAAAAUGUUCCUGUUUCAGUUUGUAAAUUUUUACUCAGCCUGCUUCUACGUAGCUUUCUUUAAAGGAAAGUUUGUAGGCUAUCCUGGAGAAUACACAUAUUUAUUUAAUGAGUGGAGAGGUGAAGAGUGUGAUCCUGGAGGCUGUCUUAUAGAAUUGACAACCCAGUUGACCAUUAUAAUGACGGGGAAACAGAUUUUUGGAAACGUUAAAGAAGCCAUUUAUCCCUUGGCUUUGAAUUGGUGGAGACGCCGAAAAGCUCGGACAAACUCUGAGAAGCUGUAUAGUCGAUGGGAGCAGGAUCAUGACCUUGAAAGUUUUGGACCCCUUGGGCUUUUUUAUGAGUACUUAGAAACAGUUAUUCAAUUUGGAUUUGUUACACUAUUUGUGGCCUCUUUUCCUUUGGCUCCUCUUCUUGCUCUCAUAAAUAAUAUUGUAGAGAUUCGAGUGGAUGCCUGGAAACUUACCACUCAGUACAGGAGAACUGUAGCUUCUAAAGCUCAUAGCAUAGGUGUUUGGCAAGACAUUCUUUAUGGAAUGGCUGUCCUUUCUGUUGCAACUAAUGCUUUUAUUGUUGCAUUUACGUCGGACAUCAUUCCUCGUUUAGUUUACUAUUAUGCUUACUCAACAAAUGCCACGCAGCCUAUGAGAGGAUAUGUCAAUAACAGCCUGUCAGUAUUCCUGAUAGCUGAUUUUCCAAACCACACUGCACCCUCGGAAACACGAGACUUCAUCACUUGCAGGUACAGAGAUUACAGACAUCCUCCUGAUGAUGAGAAUAAAUAUUUUCACAAUAUGCAAUUCUGGCAUGUCCUUGCUGCCAAGAUGACCUUCAUCAUUGUUAUGGAACAUGUUGUGUUUUUAGUUAAAUUUUUGCUGGCCUGGAUGAUACCUGAUGUUCCAAAAGAUGUUGUGGAGAGAAUCAAGCGAGAAAAGUUAAUGACUAUCAAGAUUCUCCAUGACUUUGAGCUCAACAAAUUAAAAGAGAACUUGGGAAUUAAUUCUGAUGAACUUGCCAAGCAUGUCAUGAUUGAGGAAAACAAAGCACAGCUGGCUAAAUCAACAAUCUAGUCAGCAUAAUGAGGAAGCAGCAGGUGGCUUGCCUUACUUCUUUUUCCUCUGGGUUUAGGGCCAGAGGCUAGAAGCCAUGUGUCAAUUUUCUCCUUUCUUUCUUUUUUUUUUUUUAACUCAAAGUUUUUAUACACUUUUGUAGAGGCCAACUUUGUGAUGUUGGGAGUGUGCUACUUCUCUGCUUCAUUGAUUGGGCCCUCUCCAGAAUAUAUUGUCUGAGGUGCUGUAAAUGACUGUUGAAAGUGCGGGUAAAAUCAAAAUACUGGGAAAUCAUGGAGUCUUGCAGUUUAGAAAACACGGGCCUUGGGCUGUCCCAUCACUUUCCAGUGCAUCUAUGUAUUUUUAUGGUCUUCUCUUGGGUUGAUACCUCUUUCCCCAUUAAGGAAAACGUUGGGGCAAAACAAAAGGAAUCAAAGAGGCUGACUGAGCCUUAUAUAUUCUAUCAUUCUAAAAUAUGAAAAGGAAUUGCCAAAAUCAGAUCACAUAAGAAAAUUCACAAAUUAAAGCAUUAACAUAUCAUAGCAGAGGUUUAUUCCUGAAAUUGUCCUGAACACAUUCAACUACCGUCAGAAUCCCAGAUAGUUCUUCCUGGUAAAUACAGAAUUCAUUUUCUGGAGACUGAAAUUUUGGAUUUCAACAGAAAACUAACAAUUCAAUUCUUAGAGAUAAGUAUUUGGUAAUAAUAGUUUCAAGACUGAUCUUAUCUGGAAAACAACAUUAUGCAGCGGUUAGAUUGCUUCAGGCUCUCAAGUAAAGAUAUAAUAGUAAAGUAAGGGUGUUUCCUUAGUAGUUAAUGGAUGCAAGACAGUGUAUAUUGAUUAAUUUGUUAAUUUUAAUCUAGAAAAUUGUUAAAUUAUUCCUCAAAAAUUACUUUUCUUUUUGAAUGCCAAUUUUGCAUCAUGAAGCUUUUUUGUAUAAGUUAGGUACAAGUUGUUUAUGAUAAACAUUUUUUUGCUUUAAAAUAAUUGCGAAUCUUUAAUAAGUUUUCAGGCUUUUGUGUUCAUGUGCCACCUUAUAUGAUGCUCAGUGCCUUGUUCCAAUACCUCUGAUACACAAGAAGUCAUGUUGUUAGCUAGCGACUUGAUGUGAUGUAACAUCUUAAAUGUAAGCUUGUCUUAAAUAAAUUCUCAGUGUAACAACCACCACAGACUUGAAUGCCAAAAGAGAAUCAACCAACUAAGAAUGACUUCAUGAACUUAAUAAUCUAAGGGGGAAAGAAAUGUUUGCUGAAUUAUUUCUCUCAAAUUUAGGCCUGUGUUAUAUGCAUAAAAAUCCUUGUUCUUUUUUCACUUAAAAAUAUUAAAUAUGUAUAAAUCGGUGUAUCUGCACACACACAUUAUCUAUAUAUAAAAUUAUUAGCACCAGAGCAAUACAGUCCAGUUAUGUAGUAUUUGAAAAUCUAGUUUCAAAUUAUAAUUCGCCUCCAAAAGAAUAUUGUUUUUUAAUCACACGCAUAAGAGAUUUUAUCACAAGAUUUAAAAGUAAUAUUUUGUUAUCUAAUACUAAUAAAUUGUUGUGGUACUGCCAGUAUUAAACAUAUGGCAGAUGGUAUUAACCACUGAUCGGUAGUAAGCAUUUAGAACUGAAGAUUAUGGAUUUUCUAAACUAUGAGACAGUCACCCCAGUUUGGGCGGGGACCAAUCCCCAGUACUGAUUUGUUAUCCACUGGGUAGACUUUAUAAACAUUCUUGGGUAAUUUGAAAUGAUCUCAUUAUUGAAAGAUGAUUUCAUAUGUAGAGGAGAUAAUAUUUCUUUCUUGAAAAAGCCAGUCAGGGUUACCAUGAUGUGUGCCACAGGUGCAGGAUCUUCGGCUUGCCAACUCAGAUUCUGCAUCGCUACAGCAUACAUGCACACAGCUUGUAUUGCUUCCUUCCUGGGUGCUGAUAAUAAGAAAGUGCAUGGAAAUUGGUUUCUUGAAUAUAAGCUUUAAUUUUUUAAGGCUUAAAAGUAUUCAUAGAGCUAGACUGCAUGAUAAAUAAGGACAAAUUUAAUUCACAAAGUUAUCUGUACACUGCAAUUUUAAAAUAUAUCAACUAAAGUACUGGAUUUCUGGAAGUGUAUGGAGAAAACAGCAAGGGAAGAAAUUGCUUUUAAGAU